UUUGUCUGUGGUAGCCGGAAGUGGGAUCCACGAGGUUGUUCCGGUUCUACUAGCACUUAGUUACAAUAGCUUUAUACAGCUGUCAUAUGGUAGUAGCGCUUUUUAUUUAUUAGUCAUGGCAAGUCUUAAUUCCAUCCAGAAAAGUAGUCAUGUAGGUGUAAUCAAUGAAGGGGACUACGUGAUGCUGAAGAAGGGCGACGUCUACAAGGCUGUCCAAGUGCUGAAACGGAGAAAAAUCAUCUUUGAAAAACAGUGGUUCUAUCUUGAUAAUGCUAUUGGUGAGCAUUAUGGCAGCAAAUUUGAAGUAGCCAGUGGGGGAGGACUUAGGUCUAUUAAAGAAACCACAGAGGACACUUCAGCAGAUGUUAAGGCAGCUGGUGCAGAUAAUCGGAACAUUGUUGAUGAUGGAAAGUCACAGAAGCUGACAAGAGAUGAUAUUGAAGCCCUUAAGGAGAAAGGACUGAAAGGAGAGGUAAAAAUAGAUAUGAUGGUAGAAAACACUGACACCACUUUCCGGAUCUCUCGACCCAUCAGUCGGGACAGCUUCAUCAAAAAGUCAUCCAAGAAGUAUGAAACGACUGUGACACUUCUCAGACCUACUGCUCGUUUGCUCGCAUUGAUGUAUAUAGAUAGAGAACCUAGCAAAAUCUGCCAUUUGCGAUAUGACACCCUGGCUCAGAUGCUGACUUUGGGAAAUAUCCACGCUGGAAGUAAAGUAAUCGUGAUGGAAACCUGCGCAGGACUGGUAUUAGGUGCUGUUAUGGAAAGAAUGGGAGGAUUUGGAUCUGUUAUUCAUGUAUACCCCAGUGGAGGACCAGUUAGAGCUGCAACAGAUAGUUUUGGCUUCCCUAGCUCAUUUUAUAACGGUCUGUAUGGGUUACCAGUCUGCAAAAUAAAACCUCUCCUUUCUGGAACAUUCUUUGCAAAGUCCUCCAUAAACUCAGAACCUGAAGCAGUUGCUUUAGUAGCAGAAGAAAAUGAUAAUGCAGUUGAUAAAAAAAAUCAUUGUGAACAGGAGGAAGAGGGACAGUUAAACACUGCAUCCACUACUGAUGAUAGUCGUACUGCAGGAGAGGAAGAAGAGAGAAUGGAAGUUGUUUCAGAAGAUCCAGAAAAGCAGGAGUCCAAGGAGAAAAGCAGAAAGAAAUGUGACGAUAAUGCUCAAGAAAGGAGGAGGAGGCAAGAAGACAAAAUGCAGAAGCAGCUGGAAGCAGCAAAUUUGUUACGUGACAGAAAUGCUGAUGGGCUGAUCAUCGCUUGUAGGUUUCAUCCGUGCCAGUUGCUCCUUUCAUUAGUGGAAUUUCUUGCGCCAUCUAGACCAUUUGUUGUGUACUGCCUUUACAAAGAGCCAUUGUUGGAAUGUUAUACUAUGUUGCGAGAAAGAGGUGGUGUUGUCAGUCUUAGAGUUUCUGAAACUUGGCUGCGGCAUUAUCAGGUUUUGCCAAACCGAACUCAUCCAAAGCCAAUAAUGAGUGGAGGAGGGGGCUAUCUUUUAACAGGAACCACAGUUGCCAUGAAUUCUGUGAAACUUGCAGCAGAUGCAUCAGACUCUCUGAAGAAUGAAGAGCCAGCCUGCAAAAAGCAAAAAACAGAGGACUCUUGAUAAACUUUUGUCUGAGUAGUCUGCAUUUCCUGUAUAGUAUUAUUUUAAAUACCACAGUUUUUAUUUUAUUAUAAAAAAAUUCAGCUGACAUGUCAUUGAAUAAUAUCUUUCCUGUACAGUUUUCAGUUUUUUUUCUAAAGGUUUUUAUAAUGAAUGUUCAUUUCUACAGUAUGUGGUGCUACGUAAGCUGUAGUGUAUGAAUGCUUAUAGUUUCAAAGAUGUUACACAUUUUGUGUUUUAAAACGUUUUUGGAGAUAAUGCAGAUUAUAUUUAUCAUUUAUCUUGUAAUGAUGUAUUAAAUUUGAUCUAGUUCAUCAUUUAA
This is a messenger RNA of Protopterus annectens (West African lungfish), 1925 nucleotides long. It is a transcript of the gene TRMT6, whose product is annotated as tRNA methyltransferase 6 non-catalytic subunit. Gene Ontology annotation, biological process: tRNA methylation. NCBI's taxonomy places the organism in Eukaryota, Metazoa, Chordata, Ceratodontiformes, Protopteridae. Bases 116 to 1603 code for a protein of 495 amino acids. Gene Ontology annotation, cellular component: nucleus; tRNA (m1A) methyltransferase complex. The record is from RefSeq and is a predicted model, not a curated record. The transcript is spliced from 13 exons.